AUGAAUAAGCAACGUUCUCAUAUGUCAAUUCGUCAGAUACCUCAUACGCGACUUGUUGAUGAUGGAAGUUUAGAACUGCGUUAUGAAAUCUUAAAUAAACUAGGCAAAGGUUCGUUUGGAACGGUGUAUCGUGUUCAAAAUAAAGCUACCGCCGUAUUUUAUGCAGUGAAAACGAUUCCAAAAAAACUUGGAAAUAAAUCGAAAUCAUUUAGUCUCGAUAAUGAAGUGAAAUUGUUAACAGAAGUCAAUCACCCUAAUCUUAUUCGACUUCAUGAAGUGUUAGAAUCACCACAGAAUCUGUAUUUGAUUAUCGAAUUGUGUGAAGGAGGUGAAUUGGGUGGAUAUGUCAAAAGUAAUGGUUCACUACCGGAGCAAACGGUGAAGCAAAUCAUGACAAAGUUAAUCAGUGCAUUGCAUUAUCUUCAUAAAAUCGACGUUGUGCAUCGAGAUUUGAAAUUGGAAAAUAUCCUGUUGAAAAAUAUUCCAUUGAGUAAAACGGAUGAAUUCGAUAUUCGAAUAACUGAUUUCGGUUUAAGUUCGAAAAAGAGUCUCACAUCAGCUGACUCUCUGUUCAACGAUUAUUGCGGUACUCCAUUAUAUAUGGCUCCGGAAAUACUUGAAAAUAAGAAUUAUAGCGCUCUUUGUGAUGUCUGGGCAAUGGGGAUUAUUAUGUUUUACUUAAUUUGCGGUCGACAUCCGUAUGUCGCUCAUGAUGAACGACGAUUACUUGAGAUAAUUCGUGCAACGACACUUCGAUUUGACACUGAACGAUUUCGAAAUCUAUCAUCGCAAGGCGUUGAUUUUCUACAAGGAAUGCUUGUUUACGAUACUGUUCAUCGUCGAACGAUGGGCGAACUAACUGUACAUCCAUGGUUAACGGGCCGAUCUGAUAAAGAACUAAACAAGGACAUAAUAACCAUGAUGAGAGAGUUUCAUGCGGAAGAUAAUCAUCGGCAAAAAACUACUGAAAUUGAUCUGACAGCAUUGAUAAAUGCAACUGCCAAACAUCCAAAAUUAUCACGUGAAGAUGAUAAUGAACCUGUUGUUGAACGAAAAGAGUUGAACCGUCAAACGAGUAGCAGACUUGAUUCCAAUUAUGGCCCAGAUCAAGUUCGUCUACGAAUGAAUCAAAAUGCCACAAGAUCGAAUUUAAUUGAUUCAUGUCGAAAUCGUACAAUACAUAACACACAUUCGGUAAACAUGAUAGGGUUACGUACAGGAACCGCUCGACUCGGUCGAUCUCGAUCGCAAGUAGAUCGGUCUGUCUCGACGAAGCUUCCAGUUCCACCUCGAACAGCUUUGAAUGGUUCAAAUGUGAUCUCCACAUCACGUUCUUCAGUAUUCAACGACCGGCGAACAUCGACAUCGACAUCAUCCACUAUAACAGCCUUGAUGAUGAUCAAUAAUCAAUACUCCAAAGCUUCUCGAACAUCUAGUCCAUUCUCAAAUAGGCAACACGCGCCUAGAUUAUCCUUUUAUGAUAAAUGUCCGAAUACACAUGUGUGA
Messenger RNA from Adineta ricciae, 1506 nucleotides. NCBI's taxonomy places the organism in Eukaryota, Metazoa, Rotifera, Eurotatoria, Adinetida, Adinetidae. The record is from the annotation of a GenBank genome assembly.